CAUGGGGAUGGAGGACUCCUGCCCGGAGCCCAGCCAGUGGGGCACCCAAGCUCUCCUGGGGCCCUGCUGCUCCCCUGCUCUUGAGCCCAGUGUUGCCACCUAUGCACGGGUCCCCCUUGUGGUGCUCACACCACUCUGAGCCGCUCUAGAGGAGACCCCUGCGUGCCCAGGGCACAGUACGCGAUGCAGCCCCAUGGCACAAGGCCCAGCGUGCGUGGCCAGCCGCUGGCGGCUGUGCUGCUCGGAGGGCAGAGUUCCAUUUGCAUUCCACUCACUGCCGGGAGCUGGCCCUCCUCUCCUGCUGCCUUUAUUUGCUGCGUGGAGGCUCUUUGUGGGCUUUUUGGGUCUGAGUCACUGAACACUGGCUGGACAUUCGCUGCCUGGGAGAUCUCUUUGCCAGCACUGUGGUGCCCGGUGGGAAGAGGUUGCUGGAAUCUGUUUCCAGCUCAGGUCCUUCAACCUCAUGGAUGCAGAGUACAACUCCUAAAGGACCCGCAAGUGCUAUUUGCUGGCUACAAAGUCCCCCACCCCUUGGAGCACAAGAUCAUCAUCCGAGUGCAGACCACGCCGGACUACAGCCCCCAGGAAGCCUUUACCAACGCCAUCACCGACCUCAUCAGUGAGCUGUCCCUGCUGGAGGAGUGCUUCCAGGUGGCCAUAAAAGACAAGCAGGAAGGAGUUGAGUAGGGGCCAGAGGGGGCUCUGCUCGGCCUGUGAGCCCCGUUCCUACCUGUGCCUGACCCUCCGCUCCAGCUACCACGCCGAGGAGAGUGGCCAGUCCCAGCCAUGGCCCGCCUUGUGGCCACCCCUCACCCUGACACCGACGUGUCCUGUACAUAGAUUAGGUUUUAUAUUCCUAAUAAAGUAAAGUAUGUCCUAAUAAAGUAUGGCGGAAGAGACCUGGAUGUGGACUUGAGCAGCGGUGACUUCACAAGCAAAUGGAUUGUCAGGCUUGAUGCAGGCAGCUGACCUGUUUCAGGGGCAUCCGGCUGGCAGGGAUGAAUUCAUUCUGGACCAAAGAUCCGGAGUCCAGGGGCUGCUGCGGGGGCUGUGCUGAGCCGGAGAGAAGUGUGCAAACCCAUGAGCUCCCAAGAGUCUCUGCUCUAGAAGCCUCAAC
Molecule: messenger RNA, 1117 nt
Organism: Gorilla gorilla gorilla (western lowland gorilla)
Lineage: Eukaryota; Metazoa; Chordata; Mammalia; Primates; Hominidae
Product: DNA-directed RNA polymerase II subunit RPB11-a
Exons: 3
Coding region: 184-687 (167 amino acids)
Biological process (GO): transcription by RNA polymerase II
Cellular component (GO): RNA polymerase II, core complex
Molecular function (GO): protein dimerization activity
Source: RefSeq, a predicted model, not a curated record